UUUCAUAUUGCGUAGUCCCGUGCCGUAUUUUGACGCCGCCGCGCUGUCAAGUGUCACAUGACUCGCCGGCCGGUCGCAGUACUGAGUGGCAGGUUCGUUCAGAACGGCCGCGAACCUCUCGCGCUGAUAACGCUGUUGCUGUUAAGCGUUCCGUCCUACAUGCAGUUAAACACGAUAAGAAUUUAUAAUCGCAGUGUAAAGUUAAUAGAAAUGGCUUGCCAGGACAUAACCUAAGUUUAUUGACUAAUAUCGUGUCCGCUCAAGGAGUGUUGAUUAAAUUGUGACAGAGUGAUUGUGAGAGAGUGGUAUACAUUUUUUUUUGUUUACAUUGACUUAAAGUGAAUAUGGAAACUAGACAUUAUUGGGAGGAGAACGGCCAAUCCAUCAAGUAUGAUAAUUAUAAUUCAAAUGAUGGCUAUAGUCGCGUUGCAGAUCAACUCAACUUCGCCGCCCCUUCGGAAGACGAGGCGGAGUACCCACCAGGCGCCUACUUGAAGAAGGGGAAGCAAGAUCCGAUGUCGCAUCGAAUAAUCGAAAAACGUCGUCGCGACCGGAUGAAUAACUGUCUCGCUGAUCUGUCUCGGCUCAUCCCGCCUGAGUAUCUGAAGAAGGGACGUGGCCGGGUUGAGAAAACGGAGAUCAUAGAGAUGGCCAUCCGCCAUCUUAAGUUCUUACAGGAGCGCGCUAAUGCUGCUGAAAGGCAAGUUGGCGAAGAGAACUUCAAGGCUGGAUAUCAGGAAGCGGUCGCCGAGGCUGUCAGGUUCCUGGUGGAAAUGCAAGGCUACGGUCGCAGCGACGGACUCUGUGCGCAGUUGGCGUCACACCUACAGCGGCACUGCGAUGCUGUUACCAGAGGUGAAGUUCCCCGUGACAAAUCGCGGUCUCACGCCGGCUCUUCUUCGGAGACGACAAGCUCCUCUGGCAGCUCACAUGGGUACGCUACGAACCCUGGCGUGAUCGCGCAGGCGCCACCACCUGGACCUUCAUACCCCACACAGUCCUAUGAGUCGGAACGUCCAACUGAGCCACUAUACCCUAUGGAAUGCGAUAGAGUGUCCACAAAUCAGCACCCAAUAGCAACCGAGGGGGAUGUACAGAGUGAAACGGAACCGUUACCCCUGGAUGGGCGGCGAAAGCGCGAGCCCACACUCCGGACUAUAAGGAAACCUGAACACAACGAUGAUUACUUACAGUCGUACAAGUUUAAGAACUCCAUUGAAAGAAGAUUUUCGAGGUCACAAGAUGAGGCGGCAGACAUGGCUGCACGAUCAACACAUCCUCAUGGGAAAGUCUACAGCCAUAAGCGACGACGAGCAGCGAAAUUAGCACCUUCCACAUCCACUUCUAAUUCCGGUUCUACGGAAGAAGCCAGAGAUACCUCCCCACAGGACACAUCGAGCGAGUCGCCGCAUCAUCACAAUCAUUACGAGAAGCAGCAACCACCGACGCAGUAUGUGCCUGUCUUCGCUCUCAAUACACUCGGUAAAUACUACGUCCCGCUGAGCAUUGAUUACGCAUGUUUGUCGAGGCACCUUGGCGCUUACGACGCACUAGACGCCCGGGCAGUUCACCUCGCCGCCCCUCUUCAUCCUGUCACCAUCCACGUCAACUUCCAGCCUUGUCUCAAUUAUCACGUGAAACGUGAGCCAAACGAGAGAGAAUGGCGACCUGUCUGAAUUAUGGACAAUGGAAUAAAGAUUUUAGUCGGUUGAGAAUAAAGUUUAUUAUAGGAAUCAACGUUCUAUAAGUCAUAGCAUUUAUAUACGUGUUUCCUUUGCCUGUAUAGGGCAUAAAAUAUAAGUACAUUGUUGUUGGUGCGAAACAGUGCGAACCAUACCUAGUUAUUACGUUACCAUGUACAUUCAUGAAUGUGAUUAUAGUAUAUUUUAAAGUAAGUUAUAAAGAGUUAAGACUAAAAUACAAUUUAUGCUUAGAAUUAUAUUUUUUGUUUCAUAUUGCUUCCAAUUGUAAGGUUCCCAAAGAAAAACUGAAUAUUAUUAAAUAGCUUGUUUUACACGGACUGUCAAGAUAUAUUAUGUUGUAUCAAAAAAUUAAAAUUGAAUAUACAGUUUUGUAUAAGAUUUUUUAUUGUAUACAAAAAGAAGUAGCUAUAAUAUAAAUUUCUAAAAGUACGGGAUGAUCAAAUUGUGUAUUGUAUAACUUGUAUUCUAAAACUAUUAUUUAUUUGAAUAAUGGAAAAUACAUUCUUCCUCAAGAUACGUAAGAAAUAUGAAACCUCAUUGUUUCUUUAAU
Molecule: messenger RNA, 2253 nt
Organism: Achroia grisella
Lineage: Eukaryota; Metazoa; Arthropoda; Insecta; Lepidoptera; Pyralidae
Gene: cwo
Product: transcription factor cwo
Exons: 9
Coding region: 345-1676 (443 amino acids)
Biological process (GO): regulation of transcription by RNA polymerase II; anterior/posterior pattern specification; regulation of circadian rhythm
Cellular component (GO): nucleus
Molecular function (GO): RNA polymerase II cis-regulatory region sequence-specific DNA binding; protein dimerization activity; DNA-binding transcription factor activity, RNA polymerase II-specific
Source: RefSeq, a predicted model, not a curated record